Molecule: messenger RNA, 1299 nt
Organism: Lepisosteus oculatus (spotted gar)
Lineage: Eukaryota; Metazoa; Chordata; Actinopteri; Semionotiformes; Lepisosteidae
Source: RefSeq, a predicted model, not a curated record
CCUGGUAGGCAGUGUCGGAAUCCUGCAGGUCAGUCGGUCAGUCGGUCAGUCUCUCUCUUUCAGCACCUGAUCGAGCGCUCCUGGUACGCCGUGACGGAGACCUGCCUGGCCUUCACAGUCUUCAGGGAUGACUUCUCUCCACGAUUCGUCGCCCUGUUCACCCUCCUCCUCUUCCUCAAGUGCUUCCACUGGCUGGCCGAGGACCGGGUGGACUUUAUGGAGCGAAGCCCCAACAUCUCCUGGCUCUUCCACUUCAGAGUGCUGUCUCUGAUGGUGCUGCUGGGAAUUCUGGACUUCCUGUUUGUGAGCCACGCCUGUCACAGCAUCAUCACCCGGGGGGCCUCGGUCCAGCUGGUGUUUGGGUUCGAGUACGCGAUCCUGCUGACCAUGGUGCUGACCACCUUCAUCAAGUACGCCCUCCACACCGCCGACCUGCAGAGCGAGAACCCCUGGGACAACAAGGCCGUCUACAUGCUGUACACCGAGCUCUUCACGGGCUUCAUCAAGGUGCUGCUGUACAUGGCCUUCAUGACCAUCAUGAUCAAGGUGCACACGUUCCCCCUCUUCGCCAUCCGCCCCAUGUACUUGGCCAUGAGGCAGUUCAAGAAAGCCGUGACGGACGCCAUCAUGUCUCGACGGGCCAUCCGCAACAUGAACACGCUUUACCCUGACGCGACCCCAGAGGAGCUGCAGGCCACAGACAAUGUCUGUAUCAUCUGCCGGGAGGAGAUGGUCACUGGAGCCAAGAGGCUCCCCUGCAACCACAUCUUCCACUCCAGCUGCCUGCGCUCCUGGUUCCAGCGGCAGCAGACCUGCCCCACCUGCCGCAUGGACGUCCUGCGGGCCUCGCUGCCCAAUCAGACGCCGGCCCCGCCCCCGGCCCAGCCCCCGGCCCCACCCCCCGCGGCCAAUCCGGCGGGCGUGGCGCCCGGCAACGUGCCUCCCGGGAUGAUGCCUCCCUUCCCUCCAGCCAUGUUCCCAUUCUGGGGGCCGUUCCCAGCGGCGCCCCCCCCCGCGGGGCCCCCCCCCCCUGGUCCUGGGGAGCCCCAGUCUGCCCCCAUGUGGCCUCAGGAAAACCCCAAAUGGAUCCGUGAGGACGGCGGGGGGCUGGGCCAGUGGGCGGAGAACAGGAAACAGCCUCCCGGUGGUGAGAGGGGCGCCAUUCAGCGCGGUGCUGUCUGGAGUAAGACCCCCAUCAUCUGGGUGAGCAGACAGUCCUGCACGGUCCAGACAGCAGCCAUUGCUCCGAGUGGGUCAGAGCUGCAGGGCCGAACUCACCUGCUCGGGCUGGACAGGUGA